Molecule: messenger RNA, 5457 nt
Organism: Taeniopygia guttata (zebra finch)
Lineage: Eukaryota; Metazoa; Chordata; Aves; Passeriformes; Estrildidae
Gene: ADAMTS10
Product: ADAM metallopeptidase with thrombospondin type 1 motif 10
Biological process (GO): proteolysis; extracellular matrix organization
Cellular component (GO): extracellular matrix
Molecular function (GO): metalloendopeptidase activity
Source: RefSeq, a predicted model, not a curated record
GACAAUCCUGGCAAAAUUCCUAAGCAAAGUUUUUUUUUUUUCUUCUUCUUCUCCUUUCUUUUUUUUUUUUUUUUUUUUUUCUCGAGCAGCCCCUAUCCAUGUGCUGCCUCCGAGCCGCUCUCUUAUUACUGCUCACUUCCUGAAAGGAGACUUUUUAGCAAAGCCUCCAACUCCAGCUCUGCCUGGGUCUGACAGAAGAAGUUUCAUAAGGAAGGCGACACAAACCCUCAGCCUGGAAACUUUCUGACACGCGCAGGGCUGAGGGGGAGAGAGGAACUUUUGGCUGCUGCUGGGAAAAAGAAGAGGAAAAAAAAAAAGAGAAGCUGAAGGAAUUAAAAGGGAGAAAAAAAAAAAAAAAAGAAGAAAGAAGGGAAAGCACUCGAAAAGGGGCGAUGCCGGCGCUGGGGCCGAGCCCGCGCUGAGCCCGCGGUGCUGGCCUGGCACUGCCACCCCUGCCAGCCUCGGGAGAGCACGGAGCGGCCCAGGAUGCCUGCGGAGGGACCCGGGACUCCUCUCUGGACAUAAGGGGGUGGCCGAGGGAGAGACAUGUGGGGACAGCGCCCUGCCAGCCGGCACAGAUCUCCCUGCUCCGACACGGACACGAGCGGCGCUGACCAUGGCCACAGCUUGGAGGUUCCUCACCUGGACCGUCACCCUCGGCCUGGCCGGGGGCACCUUCCCUGGCUUCCCCUUCCAGUCACAAGAGGAAUUCCUCUCCAGCUUGGAUCACUAUGAGAUCGCCUUCCCCAUCCAAGUGGACCAGAACGGGGAUUUCCUCACCUUCGACAUGCGCCGGCAGCUGAGGCCGCGGCCGCGGCGCUCGCUGCCCUACGAGCCCUCGGAGCAGCAGGUCUUCUACAAAGUCUCUGCCCACCACACGCAGUUCCUGCUCAACCUCACCCUGCACUCCAACCUGCUGGCCGAGCACUUCACCGUGGAGUACUGGAAGCGGGACGGGGUGGACUGGCAGCACGACUUCCACGAGGACUGCCACUACGCCGGCCACCUGCAGGACCAGCACCUCAGCUCCAAGGUGGCCAUCAGCAACUGCAACGGGCUGCACGGGGUGAUCGUGGCGGAUGAGGAGGAAUAUUUCAUCGAGCCCCUGAGCCCUGGAGCCAACAUCAGCACGGGGGGAGAGGGCAAGGGCAGCCCCCACGUGGUGUACAAACGCUCGUCCCUGCAGUACCCUCACAUGGAUGCAGCCUGUGGAGUGAUGGACGAGAAGCCCUGGAAGGGGAGGCACUGGUGGCUGAGGACGCUGAAACCCUCCCCUCUGAAGCCCUCGGGCAACCACAGCCAGCGGGGCCAGCUGCCCCUGAAGAGGUCGGUGAGCACCGAGCGCUACGUGGAGACCCUGGUGGUGGCUGACAAGAUGAUGGUGGGCUACCACGGCCGCAGGGACAUCGAGCAGUACAUCCUGGCCAUCAUGAAUAUUGUUGCCAAACUUUUCCAGGACUCGAGUCUGGGCAAUAUUGUCAAUAUCCUGGUCACCCGGCUGAUCCUGCUCACCGAGGAUCAGCCCACGCUGGAGAUCAACCACCACGCCGGGAAAUCCCUGGACAGCUUCUGCAAGUGGCAGAAAUCCAUCGUCAACAGGAACGGCAACGGGAACGCCAUCCCGGAGAACGGCAUCGCCAACCACGACACCGCCGUGCUGAUCACCAGGUACGACAUUUGCAUCUACAAGAACAAGCCCUGUGGCACCCUGGGCCUGGCCCCCGUGGGUGGGAUGUGUGAGCGGGAGAGGAGCUGCAGCAUCAACGAGGACAUCGGGCUGGCCACGGCCUUCACCAUCGCCCACGAGAUCGGCCACACGUUUGGCAUGAACCACGACGGGGUCGGCAACAGCUGCGGCUCACGGGGGCAGGAGACGGCCAAGCUGAUGGCUGCUCACAUCACCAUGAAGACCAACCCCUUCGUGUGGUCCACCUGCAGCAGGGACUACAUCACCAGCUUCCUGGACUCGGGGAUGGGAUUGUGCCUGAACAACGCUCCUCCCAAGCAAGAUUUCAUCUACCCCACAGUGGCUCCGGGCCAGGCCUACGACGCCGACGAGCAGUGCCGCUUCCAGUACGGAGUCAAAUCCCGCCAGUGUAAAUACGGGGAAGUCUGCAGCGAGCUGUGGUGUCUGAGCAAAAGCAACCGCUGCAUCACCAACAGCAUCCCGGCAGCUGAGGGCACCAUCUGCCAGACCAACACCAUCGACAAGGGGUGGUGCUACAAGAGGGAGUGUGUGCCCUUCGGGACGCGGCCGGAGGGCGUGGACGGAGCCUGGGGGUCCUGGUCAUCGUGGGGCGAGUGCAGCCGGACGUGCGGCGGUGGCGUGUCCUCGUCCGUGCGCCACUGCGACAGCCCCAGGCCCACCAUCGGAGGGAAGUACUGCCUGGGGGAGAGGAAACGCUACCGCUCCUGCAACACCGACGACUGCCCGCCGGGCUCGCAGGACUUCCGAGAGCUGCAGUGCGCCGAGUUCGACAACGUGCCCUUCCGAGGGAAGUACUACACCUGGAAAACCUACCGGGGAGGGGGUGUCAAGGCCUGUUCCCUCAACUGCCUGGCCGAGGGCUUCAACUUCUACACGGAGCGGGCGGCGGCCGUGGUGGACGGGACCCCGUGCAGGCAGGACUCCAACGACAUCUGUGUCAACGGGGAGUGCAAGCACGUGGGCUGUGACCGGGUGCUGGGCUCCGACGCCAAGGAGGACAAGUGCCGGGUCUGUGGGGGAGAUGGCAGCUCCUGCGAGACCAUCGAGGGCGUCUUCAACCAGUCCCUGCCCGAGGGAGGUUACGAGGAGGUGAUCCAGAUCCCCAAGGGCUCCGUGCACAUCGACAUCCGGGAGCUGAACCUCUCCAUCAACUACCUGGCGCUGCGAGGGGACAGCGGGGAAUAUUUCAUCAACGGGAAGCUCUCCAUCGAUCCCCCCCGGCGCUUCGACAUCGCCGGCACCACCUUCCACUACAGGAGGUCUCCUGAGGAGCCCGAGUCGCUGGAGGCUUUGGGACCCACCAACAUCACCCUCUUUGUCAUGGUGCUGGUGCGGACGGAGCCGCAGGGGAUCCGCUACAAGUUCAACGCUCCCGUGGGCAGAGAUGGCUCCAGCCUGUACUCCUGGCACUACACCCCAUGGACCAAGUGCUCCGUGCUGUGUGCAGGGGGCAGCCAGAUCCAGUCCGUGGUGUGCAGGAAACUCUCUGAUGGCUCAACUGUCCCCAACCAUUUCUGCAGCGCUGACACCAAAGUCCCCGAGCGCCAGAGGAGCUGCAACACCGAGCCCUGUCCCCCGGCUUGGGCCAUCGGGAACUGGUCCGAGUGCAGCCGGAGCUGCAACGAGGGCGUCCGGACCCGCAGCGUCUUCUGCAAGAGGAAGAUCUCUGCCAGCGAGGAGAAAACCCUGGAUGACGCCUCCUGCACUCAGCCACGGCCAAAGAUGCUGGAGCCCUGCAACAACCAAACGUGUCCUCCCGAGUGGGUGGCCCUGGACUGGUCGGAGUGCACCCCGAGCUGCGGGCCCGGCUUCCGCCACCGCAUCGUCCUGUGCAAGAGCGGCGACCACAGCGUGACCCUGCCCACCUCGCAGUGCCACGAGGCCACCAAGCCCCCCACCAGCAUGAGGUGCAACCUGCGGCGCUGCCCCCCGCCCCGCUGGGUCACCGGCGAGUGGGGAGAGUGCUCUGCCCAGUGCGGCCUCGGGCAGCAGAGGAGAUCCGUGCAGUGCCUGGCGCACACCGGGCAGCCGGCCAUGGACUGCGUGGAGGCCCUGCAGCCCCCAGGGAUGCAGCAGUGCGAGAGCAAGUGCGAGUCGGGGCCCACGGACAACCCCGAAGAGUGCAAGGAUGUGAACAAGGUGGCCUACUGCCCGCUGGUCCUCAAGUUCAAGUUCUGCAGCCGGACCUACUUCCGACAGAUGUGCUGUAAAACCUGCCAGGGCCACUAGGACACAGCGGGACCCAGCGGGAGCCCCGUGGCAAAACUGGAAGGCCAGAGCUUCACUGGAGGGCUGCCGAGCCCUGCCCUCCCUGGGAACCUGCCCUGGCUCCCACGCUGACUCCGGUCACGCUUCCACGGGCGUCACCCCAACCCGUCCCCACAGCCCCCUCGGCCCCCGAGCUUCACCGAGGCAGGUUCCCAGUUAAACCACUGCAGCCCCAGCUGGAUGAGCGCUGGGAGAGGGGGGAGCUGGGCAGAGCAGGGACUUUACUUGAAAUUCUGAUGUUGUUAUUUAUUAGUAGCGGAGCCAGGUCCUGCUGGGGGAAGCGGCACCGCUCGCCCCUCGCUCCUGCCUCAUCCUGCUCCGUGCCCCCAGGGCACCAUCGCGGGGUUUGGGCACUCCCGGGGCUGCUGCCCUUCCCUCGGGACCCCAGGGGAGCCAGGGAGGAGGGUUCAGGUGCCUCGGGUGACCAGCGUGGCUCGUGGCUCCUGGGUGAUGGAUGGAGAGGAGCCACGGGGGGAGUGGGGCUGGAUUUUGUCUCCUUGGGUUGCACCUCGGGGCUGGGAUCAGGUCACCCCUGAGCAGGGGGUGACACCAACCUCCUGUAGCCACCAGCUUGGAUUGGGCUGUUCCCCUGUUUGCCCUUGUCACUUUUAGGACCAGUUUUUACCCCUUGAAGCACGAGCUGAGCUGGGGGCAGAGGGGUGCAGUCACUUCGUGGGCAUCGAGGCUGUGCCAGGCUCAGGGAGAGCAGCACAGGAGGGUGCAGGACAAGAAUGGGCCUGGCACAGUGUCCCCAGGGCCUGGCACAGUGUCCCCAGGCCUGGCACAGCAGGACACUGCCCAGAGACAGCCUCAGCCUCACUUCCAAAGGUGCUUGACUUCCAAAGGUGCUUUUCCUCCGAAAGGUGCUUUGCCUCCAAAGGCAGCCUGGCCACGUGUGGCUGUGGCCUCAAGGUGCCAGCCCCAGUGCCACCCACUCCUCUGCCCACAGGAGGCCUCCAGUGAUGGGAAAAGAACAUUGACAUUCCUCCAGGUCACCUCAUGGCCAAACCUGGGCCAAUUCCUCCACGGCAGCCUGUGGAGGAGACCUGACUUCAACUCUCCAAAGUGCUUUUUGUUGGCAUUGUAAUUGUUAUUAUUAUGAUCCUUUUCAGGCCUUUCCACAUCACAGCGAUGGGAAACCUUUGUCCAAAGCCGUGUUUUGUUCCCUUGGGGCCAUCCCUGUGGUGCAGGGAGGGGACAGACCCUUCCCCCAGAGCAAAGCCCCCGUGUGUUCCUCUCCCAGCUCCAUUUGUGUGUCCACCUGCUCCUCGGCCGAUCGCAGCUUCUCUGGUGCUCAGCAAACCUCGUUUCUCUUCCUUCCUGGUGCCAUGCUCAGUUCUGAUGUUUUUUGGGUGAGGGGAGGGGGUGUUUUCACCAUUUUUAUAUCGAUAUAUAUCCUACUGACCAAUGUUUAACAUACUAACUCUGAGGAGGAGCGACGUAAGGCAUGAAUUAUAAUAAAGGAGUAGCUACGAUCCCGG